CAACCCCCUCUUCGAAUUUCUCUCCAUCCUCGCCCCAAAAUCUAGAAACAUCAACCCCAACAAGCCCAGCUACUUGAAUAUUUGAAUCGGAACAUCUUGAUUCUUCGUUGAUUCCAGCGCCUCGUUAUUUCCCAUUAAAAUGACAGCAUCUGCGGGAUCGCGAACUCUGGAGGUCAAGGUUCUGUCGGCGGAGGGCCUCACCGUCGACCGCAAGCCGGUGACCAAGAACGUCUUCGUUGAGGUCCGGGCGGAGACCCUCAACUGCUCCACGACAUCACCGGGAACGGCGGAAGGUGCCAGGGGAAACCCUUCGUGGAACGAGACGUUGAUGGUCGAAAUGCCACCUCACGCCAGGUCCAUCACGUUCGACGUGAAAUGCAAGACGUCCAUGGGAGCGAAGAGUGUCGGCAUCGCAAGGAUUGCUCUCUCGGAUUUUCUCGGCGGGAUUGUGCCGGAAUCUUGCCAGCAGUUCUUGAGCUAUCGGUUGAGGGACUGGGAAGGCCGGAGGAACGGGAUCAUUAAUUUCUCGGUGAGAGUGAAAUCGGCACAGACUCCGAAGUAUGAGUGCCCGUUGCGGCGCCGGCGAGAGGAACGGCAUUGGCGAACAGAGGUUCUUGCGGGUAUCAAAUGAAGUGGGCAGUUUGGUGAUCAGAACAACGCACAGGGGCUGUUACUGGCAUUCCUGUUUGGUGGACCAACCACACCGCCAACCCUUGAAAAUUGUUAAUUGAGUUUAGAGAAGGCCAAAGAUUAGAAUUAGAAAUUUAUGAAUUUAAUAUGUAGACCAACAGAAAGAGAAAAUAGAAGAAGGGAAAUUUGCGAGCUAUUUAAAUUAUUUUUU
Molecule: messenger RNA, 841 nt
Organism: Prosopis cineraria
Lineage: Eukaryota; Viridiplantae; Streptophyta; Magnoliopsida; Fabales; Fabaceae
Product: BON1-associated protein 2-like
Exons: 1
Coding region: 140-631 (163 amino acids)
Biological process (GO): defense response
Source: RefSeq, a predicted model, not a curated record